GUACCUUAAUUCUAGCUCCCAUUGACAUCAGUUGCAAAACCUUCUUUGUAAUUUAAAGGGAAGAUACUUCUAUUGUGGGUGGAAAGAAAAAGAAAAGUUACCUCCAUGGAAGAUUCUCAGGAUUUAAAUGAACAAUCAGUAAAGAAAACGUGCACAGAAUCAGAUGUUUCAGAGGCUCAGAAUUCCAGGUCUAUGGAAAUGCAGGAUCUAACAAGUCCUCAUAAUCUUGUUGGAAGCAGUGAUAAUCCGAGUAGUUCCAAACUGGAUAAAUCUAAUCUCAGCAGCACGUCCAUCACAACAAAUGGAACAGGAGUGUCUCUUCUUGCAGUCAAAACAGAGCCCAUGAACAGCAGUGAAACAACCACCACCACCACAACUGGAGAUGGAUCGCUUGACACUUUUACUGGGUCAGUAAUAACAAGUAGUGGCUACAGUCCAAGAUCAGCACAUCAGUACUCGCCGCAGAUAUAUCCCUCCAAGCCCUAUCCACACAUUCUUUCUACACCAGCAGCUCAAACAAUGUCUGCCUAUUCUGGACAGACCCAGUAUUCAGGAAUGCAACAGCCUGCAGUCUAUACAGCCUACUCACAGACUGGACAGCCUUACAGCUUACCUACUUACGAUUUGGGUGUAAUGUUGCCAGGCAUCAAGACGGAAAGCGGGCUUUCGCAAACACAGUCACCACUGCAGAGUGGGUGCCUCAGUUACAGUCCGGGGUUUUCCACACCACAGCCCGGCCAAACACCGUAUUCUUAUCAAAUGCCAGGUUCUAGUUUUACACCCUCAUCUACUAUUUAUGCAAAUAAUUCAGUCUCGAAUUCUACAAACUUCAGUAGUUCACAACAGGAUUAUCCAUCCUACACAGCUUUUGGCCAAAACCAAUAUGCACAGUAUUAUUCAGCAUCAACAUAUGGAGCAUAUAUGACCUCAAACAACACAGCUGAUGGCACAUCUUCAUCAUCAUCAACCUAUCAGCUACAGGAAUCUCUCCCUGGCCUGAAUAGUCAACCAGGGGAGUUUGACACAGUACAGAGCCCCUCAACACCGAUCAAAGAUCUUGAUGAGAGAACGUGUCGGAGUUCUGGGUCAAAGUCUCGGGGUAGAGGGCGGAAGAAUAAUCCAUCACCCCCUCCGGACAGUGACUUGGAGCGUGUAUUUGUUUGGGAUUUGGAUGAAACUAUCAUCGUUUUUCAUUCACUGCUUACAGGAUCCUAUGCACAAAAAUAUGGCAAAGAUCCACCAAUGGCAGUGACCCUGGGCCUGCGAAUGGAAGAAAUGAUUUUUAAUCUUGCUGAUACACAUUUAUUUUUUAAUGACUUGGAGGAAUGUGAUCAAGUUCAUAUAGAUGAUGUUUCUUCUGAUGACAACGGGCAAGACCUAAGUACCUACAGUUUUGCAACUGAUGGCUUCCAUGCAGCUGCAAGUAGUGCAAACCUUUGUCUGCCAACAGGUGUAAGAGGAGGGGUUGACUGGAUGAGGAAGCUGGCUUUCCGUUACAGAAGAGUAAAAGAAUUGUAUAAUACUUACAAGAACAACAUAGGAGGUCUCCUUGGCCCUGCUAAAAGAGAUGCGUGGCUGCAGUUAAGAGCAGAGAUUGAAGCUCUGACCGACUCCUGGUUGACAAAUGCACUUAAAUCAUUAUCAAUUAUUAGCACUAGGAGUAACUGUGUAAAUGUUUUGGUAACAACCACCCAACUUAUCCCAGCACUUGCAAAAGUCCUGUUGUAUAGUUUAGGAGGUGCUUUUCCUAUUGAAAAUAUUUACAGUGCAACCAAAAUAGGAAAAGAAAGUUGCUUUGAACGAAUAAUGCAAAGGUUUGGCAGAAAAGUAGUAUAUGUUGUUAUUGGGGAUGGUGUAGAAGAAGAACAGGCAGCAAAAAAGCACAACAUGCCUUUCUGGAGGAUAUCAAGUCAUUCGGACCUCUUGGCUCUACAUCAAGCACUGGAACUAGAGUAUUUGUAACUGUGUUCUAUAGUUGGCGAUCCUUUUUUAUAUUUCAAGUACACUGAAUUUUUAUGUGUGAUUCGAUGCCUCUGGCUUAACACAUAUGAAUUGUCUUAAGAAGGGAAGAAAUAUUUGGAAUGAAAAUUCCACAAUGAAGAAUUCAGAUUGCUGAAUGGAGUUAAAAUGUUAGUGCUACAUAAGGAAGCUCUAUGGUCUUAUAUAUGCAACAUUUUUAACAAAUAAAAACUAUGGAGGUUGCUGGUACACACCAAAUGAGCCCUAACGGAAGUGAACAAAGGACUCAUAAUGGCAAAGCACCAACAUGCAUUUUCUGACCGACAAGGUGGUGGUCAACAACAUUCCUCAAUAUGGGGUAUACUCAGCACUGAGGUUUGAAUCAGACUUUAGCCUACCUAACCCAGAAAAUCUGAAUUGGAAUGCACUCAGACUGUAUAAUGACAAUCCUGUCUAGACCUGUAAUUUGUGUAAAUUAUUGAUGAAAAUAAUUUACUGUGACUUUAUUAGCAGUUGAUUUUUGGA
Mauremys mutica (yellowpond turtle) is the source of this 2484-nucleotide messenger RNA. It is a transcript of the gene EYA4, whose product is annotated as EYA transcriptional coactivator and phosphatase 4. Gene Ontology annotation, biological process: multicellular organism development; positive regulation of DNA repair; cell differentiation. Bases 106 to 1962 code for a protein of 618 amino acids. The record is from RefSeq and is a predicted model, not a curated record. NCBI's taxonomy places the organism in Eukaryota, Metazoa, Chordata, Testudines, Geoemydidae. Gene Ontology annotation, cellular component: nucleus. Gene Ontology annotation, molecular function: protein tyrosine phosphatase activity. The transcript has 19 exons.